GACGUGAACAGCAGAAACGACUGCAGUCCAACGGCUCUAGUGGUGGCCCGACCGCUGCAAGAAAGCAGCCACAGCAGCCACCUCCUUCAGCAGGACCCCUACCUAGAGAUGUUGUAUACCUUCUAAGCAUCAUUCCUCCAGCUUCUACAUACGACGCAACCAGGUUUUCGCCCGAGAUGAUGGUGAAUCUCCUCCGUCAGAUCGAGCUGCCCUCCAGUGUAUCACAGCUUCGACUCCCACAGCAAACUGGUGCCGGCUCACACCAGUACCCCCAGUAUGGUAUGUUAUAGCCUUGUCCCUCCAUCAUCCCUGCAAAGCGGAGAUUUAAUUAACUGAACCACAUAGGAGGCUAUCGUCCAAACGUAUAGGAUCAAGGCAACAUAGCCACAACUCACAGGCUCCCUUGUGGCGGGGGAUGUAUCUAAAAGUGCAUGGAUUGGUACCACUUGUAACAUAGCCUUUUUUUUCUUUUCACCUUUGGGGAUCUAUUUGCAUGAUAAGGACUGCGCAUUCAACUAGAGCUCGAGUUACUUAGGGCAACCUAGACUGGCUUAUUUUGUCUCAAUUAAUCGCUUUUUCAACAAUUAAUUCAGUGUCGCUGCUUUCAUCUUCUCUUUCUUUCCACGUAUACAAUAGAGUAGAGGGCCUCAACAUUAAAAGAUGACAUCUACGCUUACGUCAUCAGGAACCCGAUCUCUCUGCUAGUCCUGAUAGAGCCUAGCUGCCAAGAAAUUAUGACGUCGCUUGCCCUCUUUAUGCGCUUUAGCUUUUUUGGUUACCCAAAAGAUUAUUAAGUAAGCAUCAAUAUAAAAUGCUCCAGGGCCAAGUUCCGAUCUUCGACUUGCUUGUCAAUUCAUCACCAACUCUCCGUCAUCUUCACACUCGAGUUUCACACGUUAUACAGCAGGAAAGCAGAACAUUUUUGGCCGACAGUGUUGAAUCAUGUCGGCUUCAAAGGACGUAGGCUCUGGCGUUCCUGCGUCAAGCAAGGGGUCUUGGGCUACCUUCCUCAAGUCCAUUGCUUCAUUUAACGGCGAUCUAUCCUCUCUUACAGCGCCCCCAUUUAUAAUUUCGUCUACCUCCCUGGUCGAGUUCUCUGCAUACUGGGCUGAGCACCCCGCCUUGCUAGUCGCACCGUCACGCGAGCAGGACCCUCAGAAGCGUGCUCUGUUGGUUUUGAAGUGGUUCCUUAGUACUCUGCACCAACAGUACUGCAGUCGGAGCGAGAAGCUAGGAAGUGAAAAGAAGCCAUUAAACCCGUUUUUGGGUGAGCUAUAUCUAGGGAAAUGGGCUGAUGACGGUGAUGUCGGCGAUACCCUGUUGUUCAGUGAACAAGUGAACCAUCAUCCUCCCGUUACAGCUUACGCUAUCGAAAAUCAAAAGCAUGGUGUCCAGCUACAAGGAUACAAUGCCCAGAAAGCGUCCUUUUCAAAUACUAUCAAUGUUAAGCAGAUCGGCCACGCCCUUUUGUCCUUCCCGACGCCAGGUUCUACUGAAAAGGAGACUUACCUCAUCUCACUGCCGUCGUUGCAUAUUGAGUCUUUGAUCUAUGGAACCCCAUUCGUUGAACUUAACAAGUGCACUUAUAUCACUAGUUCCACAGGAUACAUGGCCAAGAUUGACUAUUCUGGCCGCGGCUGGCUUAGCGGCAAAAAAAACAGCUUUUCUGCUAUACUAUAUAAGCAAAGUGAGGGCGAAAAACGUCCCCUAUACACUGUCGAUGGCCAGUGGUCGGAUUCGUUCAGUAUCAAAGAUGCUUCGACCAAGAAAGAGAUCGACAGCUUUGAUGUCAAGAAAUUCAAGACCACCCCCUUGACUAUUGCUCCCAUUGAAGAGCAGGAUAUAUAUGAGUCCAGACGUGCAUGGAGGGAUGUUGCCGCUGCAGUUGAAAAGGGAGACAUGGACGCCCUAUCAAUAGCUAAAUCAAAGAUCGAGAAUGCGCAAAGGGAGCUUCGAAAAGUCGAAGCUGAAGAGAAGCGGGAAUGGGAAAGACGGUUUUUCAAGCGCAUCGAUCUAGAUGGCAGCGAUGGCGACAGCGAAGACAACACGGCUUUCAAGAAGCUGCUCAGGACGGUUGGCUUUGGAACUGAUGGCUCAUCAUCAGCAUGUAGUUUCAUCGAUUCCGACAAGACCGGUGGCGUCUGGAGAUUUGAUUCUGCUCGAGCUAAGGACGCAAAGUCGCCAUAUCACGCCGAUUCUGCGAAGGGGGUCGGCCUUGCUGUAAGCCCGCCUGCCGCCAAUUAAUUUUUCACCCUUGAGAAGGUGUGUAGCACAAACUUUCAACCUGAAUUACGGCGUACCGUCCUUUCCUCUUGCAUUGCAUAUCAAAGCUUUGAUGUCUUUCAUUUUCCUAUUGGGUUUGCCCCUAUUAUAAUUGCAUUCUAUGGCUGCGGGAGCUGCUGUAGAGUUAUUAUUAUGGGUUCAUUCUGUCUAUUGAUUUUAUUUU
Messenger RNA from Trichophyton rubrum CBS 118892, 2446 nucleotides. RefSeq lists its product as uncharacterized. Gene Ontology annotation, molecular function: oxysterol binding. Gene Ontology annotation, biological process: exocytosis; endocytosis; maintenance of cell polarity. Lineage: Eukaryota; Fungi; Ascomycota; Eurotiomycetes; Onygenales; Arthrodermataceae. The coding region runs from base 943 to 2244 and encodes 433 amino acids. The record is from RefSeq and is a predicted model, not a curated record. The transcript is spliced from 4 exons. Gene Ontology annotation, cellular component: intracellular membrane-bounded organelle; cytosol; membrane.